Messenger RNA from Radiomyces spectabilis, 1672 nucleotides. RefSeq names its product major facilitator superfamily domain-containing protein. NCBI's taxonomy places the organism in Eukaryota, Fungi, Mucoromycota, Mucoromycetes, Mucorales, Radiomycetaceae. The transcript is spliced from 3 exons. Gene Ontology annotation, cellular component: membrane. Gene Ontology annotation, biological process: monosaccharide transmembrane transport. The coding region runs from base 42 to 1580 and encodes 512 amino acids. The record is from RefSeq and is a predicted model, not a curated record. Gene Ontology annotation, molecular function: hexose transmembrane transporter activity.
CACAUCGAUUUGAAUUUUCCAGUGAUCAGCUUCUUGUCGUCAUGGAUUCGCUCGAUCAAAAAACGCCUAGUUACAUGGUCUACUGUGUUAUAGUAGCCUGUCUCCAAUCCUUUGCCAACGGUUAUGUUAUUGGUUCUCCCAACGUUCCAGGUGAAGCCACACACAAUUGCCCCACAGGCAAUGCCCAUAUCUUCAACAAAUCAUUUCCCGAUUGUUUGCCCAUGUCUCCCUCCCUUUGGGGUUUUGCCGUCUCAUCAUUCUGUGUGGGCGGUUUAGUAGGCAGUAUGGUGGGCGGGCCCAUGCAAGUCAAGCUCGGUCGUAAAAAGUCUAUCAUUCUCAAUACGGUGGGCUUCAUCGUUGGUGGUGCAUUGAUCUCCGUCUCCGUGAACACAGCAAUGUUUAUCGUUGGCCGUCUGCUCAGCGGUGUUUCUUGCGGUCUGGGGUCACUUGUCGUUCCCACUUACAUUGGUGAAGUUUCAACCGUCCGUUCCCGUGGUAUGAUGGGCACAUGUAAUCAGUUUGGUAUUGUCAUUGGUAUCUUGCUUGCUUCGGUGAUUGGUUUGCCGUUGGCCACGGUACCCUUAUGGCGUGUCAACUAUGCUAUUGCUGCGGUUCCCGGUAUUGCGCAAUUCUUUUUGAUGUCUACCUGCGUCGAUUCUCCCCGUUGGUUAGUUUCCAAGAACCGAAUCGAUGAAGCCAGACAUGCCUUGCAGCGACUACGUGGCAACGCCAACAUUGAUCGAGAAUUUUACGAAAUUGUCGAAGGUCAAGUGGGAACGGCUGCAGCCACAUCGAUGCUCAAAAAUCCCGACAGUGAGCGAACGGGUGAUUUGAAAGAGAAGUCCAAGGAUGCUGCCGAGCUUUCAGGCGACGAAGAUGACGAGGAUGGUCACCGCGCGGAAGAUGCUAUGGUGGCUCCCGACGUCAGUGCCCGUGAAUCAAUGUCGAUCAAGGAAAUCUUCACAGAUUCUGUAAUGCAGCGUAUUGCUAUGACAGUUAUCUGUCUCCAUAUGAUCCAGCAAUUGAUCGGUAUCAAUGCUGUGAUGUAUUAUUCCGCCACCAUUUUCGCUUCCAUGUUCGACGCCAGAAUGUCUCAGUACAUGGCGAUUGUUACAACAAUUGUCAACUUCUUGAUGACGAUUGUUUCCCUGUUUGCUAUGGAUCGCAUGGGCCGUCGACCCUUGUUGAUGAUUGCCGAAGUCGGUGCUUGUAUCUUCUCGGUCCUCCUUAUCAUCGGUUACCGUUUCAACAUUGGUGCUUUGCUCGUCGUUUCUGUGUUCGGAUACGUCGCUUCUUUUGCUAUUGGUGUGGGUCCGAUCCCUUGGUUGAUCACGUCGGAAAUUGCGCCAGUUUAUGCCUCGUCUGCUAUUGGCGCUAUUGCUACCACCAUGAACUGGACCAUGAAUUUCGUCAUUGGUCAGAUUUUCCCCAUCAUCUUUGCCAAGAUCAAGGGUUAUUCUUUCGCCAUCUUUGCCACCGUGGCUGCGUUUGCUUUUGUCUUUACCUACUUCUGUCUGCCUGAGACCAAGAACCGAUCGAUCGAAAAUAUCGUCCGAGGUUACGAGAAGUUCCGAAAGUAGAUUCACCCAAUUCUCGAACCGAAAAAGAGAAAACAAAAACAAUCAAACGAACCAAUAAAAAACAAAUUCUGUUUAUCUUUGUAACAAUAGCA